This is a messenger RNA of Pieris brassicae (large cabbage white), 2161 nucleotides long. RefSeq lists its product as uncharacterized. The coding region runs from base 178 to 1533 and encodes 451 amino acids. The transcript has 8 exons. NCBI's taxonomy places the organism in Eukaryota, Metazoa, Arthropoda, Insecta, Lepidoptera, Pieridae. The record is from RefSeq and is a predicted model, not a curated record.
AUUCUAUCUGCGCAAGAGGUGACUGUAUAGAAAAGUGUAGUGUUUACAAAAUAGUGAGUGUUGUGUAUUUGAAAGUGAUUUUUGGAUUCUAUUUUGCUAUGGAUCUUUAUUUUGACUAAAUAGGAUUUUCACUAUAAAUUACGGAAAAUCAUCCGGUGAUGAAGUUUAGAAGACAAUAUGGAAAAUCAACGGAUUUGCACACAAAAACGAAUCAUAAAGAGGACGAUAAUUAUCUUUGUGAUGUACUUUUCACAAACCAACUGCAUUGACCUUAGAAAUGAUAAUACCAAUACUUUAGAUAAUGUACCCUGCCAUAGCUGUCUAAAUAGUCAAGAUGUAAAUAGAUCAAACAAUGACAGUAUUGUUGGUAAUAUAAUAGAUACAGUUAGUGAAUUUUGUGAGAAAUAUGUAUUUGUUAAUAAUACUGAGAGAGAUUUGAGUCACGUAUUAGAGAACGCAAUAGACGAAGCGUUAAAAAAAGACAAGUACGAAAUAUUUGAAGGAUUCGAAAUUAAAUCUGUGAGUGUGAAGGCGGCUCAAAGUAAAGAAGAUAAUGACGGGAGGGCGCUAUUUAGUUCGUACACUUACGAAUACAGAUUGUUCAAGAAAAUUAAAAACUUUGUAGACACGCAUAUUCUGUCUAUUAACUUGCCAAAAGCAGCGAGAGUUAUUGGAUUUAGAUCGUUCGGCCUUAAGAAGUUCUUCCUUCCCUUGCUGAUUGGGAUGCAAGUAUUCAAGAGUAUCCUCUUGGCGAUGUUUUUACCCAGUAUUUUGGGAAGUUUUGGCAAAAUUCUCGGGAAAGGUAUAUCCACACUAUCAGCCACGUCAAGCCAGGCUAGCUACCCACCAGCGAACAACGAAGAUCCUAGCUAUGAUAACAAAGAAGCAUUCAUGGGAUACGAGACAAACAAUGCAGGUCAAUUCGCGUUACAGGACUAUAAUGGCGAAACUGACCCCAAUGAUAACACUGAUGAUAUGUCUAGGUUUGGACCAGGGGGCCAGAAAGUCUCGUAUCUGCCAUCCAAGAACAGCUACUACAAGAACCAAAUGACUAACAACUAUAAGAAUUUCCAGAAGAUUCCAGCGUCAUCGAUGAUCCUGAGUAAUUAUGACCCGUUCUACUCACCCCUCCUGUCGAGACUGGACGGCAUCUUUGCGAGUCUCGGUCUAGCCCCGAGCGAGACAUCAACAGACGCCCAAGGACAGACUUUGAGUGACGUCAAGUUGGAAGCGUGUCGUGAGCAGCUGAUCUGCCUGAUGUAUGCUAAUCCGGCGAAAUAUGCGCCCUACAGCAAUUUGGUCUCCGCUCAACUCAGCAGGGAACUAAACGAGCUCCGACGCCCUGUAUCGGACAAUCCAGAAAUUCUCCGUUUCUUCAGAUACAUGAGGUCAGCGCGGAGGGGUCAAGAGGGCACCGACUGCCUGCAAUUUAGCACUGGGUGCACAGUCUCCACUCCCACUCACACUAUGAUCGCUGCCUACCACGAUAUUAACAAACUUGUUACCGCUAGGCAGCUGAAUUUAGGAAACUGACAGACAUAUAAGCAAAGACAGCAGAGCAAUGCUCUAUUAGAACCAAACAUAAUUAACCAAGACUUAAUUUUUCAUCUAUGCAAGUUCGAAGAUCAUUACUACAUAGUUGUAUCUUCUUCCUAAACUAUGUCUAGAGAAAGUUAUACGUAAUAUUAAAUUUGAAAAUAGUGAAUUGUCAGACUAGGUUACAGAUUCAAAUAAACAUGUUCUUUGACUAUAAGAACAAUUACGACAUUAAAUAAAUUUGUAAUUCAAGAAUCUGCUAAAUCAACAUUAAACAUCAUUAUUCUAUUAUUAUUUAUAAUAAUUUUACAAUACCACCACCAAAACUGUGGCACAUACUUAUUCUUUUCGAUGAAGUGUUCAUAUAUAUAUGAUUAACUAAUGUUAUUUCAAAAUUACUAUAAAAUAAUAAUCCAUAGAAAGAAUGGUACUGUUAGAAUAAAAAACAAGAGUGCUCGAGGGUCGAGCACACUUCAAUAAUUUCGACAGCCGAGCUCACAGAGAGGCGAGUGACGCUUUGAUACAUAAUGGUUGGCAUCAAGGUCAAACAUUUAGUUAUAUGUAAAUAAUAAUGUGUAAAUAAAUUUAUUUAUUGAUAAAUUAAUAUUAAGAUGUUAUGCAUGUU